Molecule: messenger RNA, 1191 nt
Organism: Rotaria sordida
Lineage: Eukaryota; Metazoa; Rotifera; Eurotatoria; Philodinida; Philodinidae
Source: the annotation of a GenBank genome assembly
AUGUCCAUUACAAAUAAACAAAAACAAAUUAUUAAAUCGACAGCACCAAUUUUAAAAGAAAAUGGUAAAGAAAUUACUUCCAUUUUUUAUAAACUUAUGUUUCAAGCUCAUCCAGAAUUAUUGAAUUUAUUUAAUCAAACAAAUCAAAAGAUUGGUACACAACCAUUAGCAUUAGCCAAUACAGUAUAUUUUGCGGCUGAAAAUAUUGAUCAUUUGGACGUUCUCAUGCCUCAAAUUCAACUUAUUGCUCAUAAACAUCGUGCUCUUACUGUUUUGCCAGAACAUUAUCCAAUUGUUGGAAAGUAUUUGCUUGAAGCAAUUGCUGAAUUUUUAGGUGAAAAAGCUACAUCAGAAAUUUUAGAUGCAUGGUCAGCUACCUACAAUAUUAUUGCUACUAUUUUCAUUGAUCUAGAAAAGCAACUCUACCAUGAAUUAGGUCCAAAUGAACGUGAUAAAGGAUUCAUCUCACUUACUAUUAUUAAAAAAGAGAAAGUUGCAAGUGGACCAAUUGUUUCUUUGACACUUGAACGACACGACGGUGGAAAAAUGCAUAAUUAUCAUCCAGGACAAUACAUAACACUUCGUAUAAAAAAAGGUAACUAUUUUCAUAAUCGACAUUACAGUCUCAUUCAACCAUUCGAUGGUAAAACAUAUCGUAUUGCUAUUAAACAAGAACAUGAUUGUGAACCAAAAGGUAUUGUUUCAAAUGAGAUUAUUAACAAUUAUAAGGAAGGUAGUACUAUCUUAGCAACUCUUCCAGCUGGUACUUUCAUGUUAGUUGAAAAUGCUAGCCAUCAUUUAUUUAUUGCUGGUGGAAUUGGUAUUACUGUUUUAUCAUCAUUAAUUCAAGAAUUGCAUAAACAAGGCAAAUCAAAUUCUGUAACACUAAUUCAUUGUGUACCAACAGAAAGUCAUGCUGCUUUUUCUAAUCAAUUACGUUCUAUUCUCCCUCGAAAUCAAUAUCAUUUACUUUUUCAAGGUAGACAUCUUUUACAAGGACUUAUUCAUGAAAUUGUCAAGCCGGAUACACACGUGUAUUUAUGUGGUUCAGUACCAUUUAUGAAUAAAGUAGAAGAUUAUUUGGCUCAAUAUGGUCAUCCAUCUUCUCAAAUUCAUACAGAAGCAUUUCGACCAUCACUUAGUUUGAUAAAAAAUGCUGUAAAAGAUCAAUCAACAACUAAAUCAUUAUAA